UGGCCGACCUCCGGCUCGGAACUCGGGCGGCCGCGGCGUGGUCCCGGGUGGCGGAGUCGAGGACGCAGUCCCCCGCCCGGAGCGAGCGGACCGCGGCGGCCGGGUCGGCUCUGCGGCGGUGGGCGUGGCCGGAGGCCGGCUAGGGGAAGAGGCGUGCGCAGCUGGGAAAAAUGACCGCCCCACGUGGAACCGUGGAGACGGAGGCUGAUGUGAACCCCAAGGCCUAUCCCCUAGCAGAUGCCCACCUUACGAAGAAGCUGCUGGACCUUGUUCAGCAGUCCUGUAACUACAAGCAGCUUCGGAAAGGAGCCAAUGAAGCCACCAAAACCCUCAACAGGGGCAUCUCUGAGUUCAUUGUGAUGGCAGCAGACGCUGAGCCCUUGGAGAUCAUCCUGCACCUCCCACUGCUGUGUGAAGACAAGAAUGUCCCCUAUGUAUUUGUGCGAUCCAAGCAGGCCCUAGGACGAGCCUGUGGGGUAUCCAGACCUGUCAUCGCCUGCUCUGUUACCAUCAAAGAAGGCUCUCAGCUAAAGCAGCAGAUCCAAUCCAUUCAGCAGUCCAUUGAAAGGCUCUUGGUGUAGGCCUGUGGCCUCUGCCCUGUCCUGUCUGUUCCCACCUACCUGUGUAUAUUGUCUGUUAGCAUGUAGUGUUUUCAGCCAGUUUCUACUAUAAAUAUUGUACUACAUCUGGUUUUGUAUUUUUAUUGUCUUACAGGGUUGUUUUGUCCCCAUCUCCUCAUCCUCUCUUCUACCAUUUUUUUUAAUCUUUAAAAAUAUUUUAAGACAGGUUAGAGGCAGAAUGUCACUAUUUUACAACAGGAAAAACUUAAGCCAGGGAUAAUGUCUACUUUCAGCUGCAAACUCAUUCCUCUGUGCAGGGUAAGAUGACAGUAACACUGGUCCCUUAUGCCUUUGCAUAUAUAAUCUCCAUGAAUGUUAACAUGAUUGGCGAUCUUUUUGGAUAGCUGCCCACCAUCAUUUGAAGAGGAAGUUUGAUAAUGUUAAGCCUAUGUCUAAGUGCCAUUUAUUAAUGUUCCGUGUGCUUUUGAUAUGUGUAGCCUUUUAUUCGUCCCACUCCCUGCUGAGGGUAUCAAGCCAGUGACACUCGAGGGAUGGUGUGCAGACUCAGGCAGCUUGGGUGAGUUUGACUGCUUGGAUCUUGAAGAGUAGCAAGGACAAAAUAGUCAACUCAUGCAGAAUAAAGGAUUUCAGGGCUGGAGCUGACAGCAGAGACAAUGCUAUCAGGAGCAUCCUGUCCUUGAUUGAAUGGAGAUUUCUUGUGAAGCCUUUGACACUCACUUUGGGAGCCCUUAUCCUUCUCUUCCCACAACAUGGGUCAAAUGUAUUCACAUAAAGAGAGUGAAAAUAAUGUUCAUUCUUGAGCAUACUAAUAAAGAAAUAUGUUCAUAUUUCAUUUUAAAUGAAA
Mesocricetus auratus (golden hamster) is the source of this 1425-nucleotide messenger RNA. RefSeq names its product small nuclear ribonucleoprotein 13 (gene Snu13). Gene Ontology annotation, molecular function: RNA binding. The record is from RefSeq and is a predicted model, not a curated record. The coding region runs from base 171 to 581 and encodes 136 amino acids. Gene Ontology annotation, cellular component: small-subunit processome; nucleolus; box C/D methylation guide snoRNP complex. The transcript is spliced from 3 exons. Lineage: Eukaryota; Metazoa; Chordata; Mammalia; Rodentia; Cricetidae. Gene Ontology annotation, biological process: maturation of SSU-rRNA; mRNA splicing, via spliceosome; ribosome biogenesis.